AUGAAACCCUGGAUUGAAGCUCUAGAAUGGCUGGAUAGGCAGCAAAAUAGGUGGGUGGCCUAUCUGGCCUUUGGCACUGAAUGUGUGCUCACACCAGGCCAGAUAGAGGCAGUCGCACUUGGGGCUCGAGGCGGCUGGCGUCCGCUUUCUCUGGUUCAUACAAACACCUCGGCAAAGGGAGCUAGGGGCCGGAGAUGGGGUAAAGAAGAGGGGGACUGGUGUUGGCACCCACAAACGAAGGUCCUGGAGCACCCUGCGGUCGGGACGUUCUUCACGCAUGGAGGAGCAAGCUCGUUGGCUGAGGGGCUCGCCUCGGGGAGGGCGAAGGCUGGUGCUACUUUCGAUACAGUGCGAGCAAAAUCUCAAUGUACGCUUCGUGUCGGAGGACAAACUUGGAGAACAGAAGUAUCAGCACGGAUACUGUGUGAUGCGGUGUCGGAGGCAGAUGAUACCGAGACACGCAAUGCCAAGGACCUCCUCCACGCACAGGUCUUCAAGAACUUGGAGUUUAUCAGACUUGCAACCUCAUUGGCAAAAUCACAAGUUUAUCACACUUCGAAUAGUGUCGUUUCAAUACUGUAA
This is a messenger RNA of Amborella trichopoda, 582 nucleotides long. RefSeq names its product anthocyanidin 3-O-glucosyltransferase-like. Lineage: Eukaryota; Viridiplantae; Streptophyta; Magnoliopsida; Amborellales; Amborellaceae. Gene Ontology annotation, molecular function: UDP-glucosyltransferase activity. The record is from RefSeq and is a predicted model, not a curated record.